This is a messenger RNA of Staurois parvus, 617 nucleotides long. The record is from the annotation of a GenBank genome assembly. Lineage: Eukaryota; Metazoa; Chordata; Amphibia; Anura; Ranidae.
CACAAUGGGGAGAUUCCGCCCAGUAGUCUGUGUCUCUGCCCCUCCCACAAUGGGAAGAUUCCCCCCCAGUAGUCUGUGUCUCUGCCCCUCCCACAAUGGAGAGAUUUCCCUCCCGUAGUCUGUGUCUCUGCCCCUCCCACAAUGGCGAGAUUCCCCCCCCCAUCCUUGUAGUCUGUGUCUCUGCCCCUCACACAAUGGGGAGAUUCCCCCCAGUAGUCUGUGUCUCUGCCCCUCCCACAAUGGGAAGAUUUCCCCCAGUAGUCUGUGUCUCUGCCCCUCCCACAAUGGGGAGAUUCCCCUAAGUAGUCUGUGUUUCUGCCCCUCCCACAAUGGGGAGAUUCCCCUAAGUAGUCUGUCUCUGCCCCUCCACAAUGGGGAGAUUCCGCCCAGUAGUCUGUGUCUCUGCCCCUCCCACAAUGGGAAGAUUCCCCCCCAGUAGUCUUCUGUGUCUCUGCCCCUCCCACAAUGGCGAGAUUCCCCCCCCCCUUGUAGUCUGUGUCUCUGCCCCUCACACAAUGGGGAGAUUCCCCCCAGUAGUCUGUGUCUCUGCCCCUCCCACAAUGGGGAGAUUUUCCUCCAGUAAAUUGUGUCUCUGCCCCUCCCACAAUGUCUAUAUU